AUGGGCAGACGUACAAGCACCGGUCUGGUACUCUUCGCGUGGCUCGGUAAGCGAGAACUUCCGGAAUGCAAGGCAUAUCUAGCUUUCACUCAACUAUAUGAUACUAGUUGCUCUUACUGUAACAGAAAUAGCACCGCUUGCUUAUUCAAGACCGCCACUUCUAUAACACCAACUGCGGAUACCGUACCUUCAUGUACAACUUUCUUCUUUCACAACUCUUUCCUCCUAACGCUGGCUUUCUUUCUAAUGAAAGGGCCUAAGACUCAGGGGCGUGCGUGGAACGGAGCGGAGUCACUCGACUUAGAAGAUGGGAUUGAGCUCUACUUCUUAUUCUUAAUACGAGAGGAGGGUCACAGGCUGAUAGGUGGAAGUAUUCAAGAUAACUAUAGAGCGGAAUGCUUGGAGCGAGCCGAGCGCUUUCCUUUUAGCCGUGACUUGUACCGAUCUGUAUUUAGCCAGCUCUUUAGCUCUGCUUGGGUCUAUUGGUCUAGUGCUAUUCGGUUAAAUGUCCUUUGUUUGUUGUCUCGUCGUUCAAGGUCGAAGGCAUAA
Messenger RNA from Vicia faba (fava bean), 549 nucleotides. The record is from the annotation of a GenBank genome assembly. NCBI's taxonomy places the organism in Eukaryota, Viridiplantae, Streptophyta, Magnoliopsida, Fabales, Fabaceae.